Molecule: messenger RNA, 4649 nt
Organism: Chara braunii
Lineage: Eukaryota; Viridiplantae; Streptophyta; Charophyceae; Charales; Characeae
Source: the annotation of a GenBank genome assembly
UGCAUAAUGUUAUCGAUGCCACCAAGAAGCAUGAGCAUGAGUCCUGAGACGCACAUGCGCUUAGCACAACCGUUCCCUCCUUGUGCCAGAUCAAUGCGGCAUUAUGACGGUCAAACUUGGAUCGACGAAGCAGACACAGAGGACUUCAAAGAGGACCCGUGGAUGACCGUCGUCUCGUACAUGAGCCGGCAUCUUGACAAUUGGAGCGAUGCUACUUGGAAAGAGAUGAAGAGUGGCUGCCCUUGGGCGGGCCAUUGCAAGUUCGCCAACAUGUUAGAGUUCGGUGACCUCAUUGCAUUGCCUGAUGGUGUUCUCGAGCACAAGUUCCUGAACCAUGUGCGCAAAACAUUCCACUGCUUUAGCCGCCAUUACAGUCGCCUCCACUGCGAGUUCAUCACGUCUUCGCCACGAACUUGGGGAAGGUCGCAGAAACAGGAGCUGGUGGACUGCGCUCGUCAUUGUGCAUUCUUGGAGCAGUACCCACUCUGCCGCCUCGGGAUUCGUCCACAAGCUGUGUCAUACUACUGUGUGCGGUUGACUAUUGUCAGAUCUGAUUUCGCCAGAGUGCUAUGUCUUGCCACUUCGAACAAAAGUAGGAAACUCGUCGACGCAGUUGUGCGCGUGUCGCGGAACGAGGUCGUAAUCGACGCACAACGGGGAAGACCAGUCUACAAGUUCGUCCCACACAAUGUCGACGUCAAGGGGCGAAGAGCAGCCGACCGGGAUCUCAGGGAGGGAAUCGCGGACCUCGAAAUCGUGGUUGUAUCAUGCGCAUGCCAAAUGGGGUUCGGGGCUAGGGCUACCAACACCCCGUUCUACCAAGAUCUUACAGUAGGAGGUGUUGUUUCGGCACGGGAGUUUUUUGACUUGGUGGAGAAGAGUAACAUCGACCUAGACGAUCAUUGCGACGUUCAUGGUGACCAACAGUUGUCGAUGCCUCUCCAGAUGUGCACCGGGUUCCAAUCCAGCGGUGCUCCCACGGAAGGGGGAGAUUUGGGUUCCGGUUCUUCUUUGCAACUUGGUCGAGGCGAGUCCCGUGGUCGCUUCGACGACAACGACGACGAAGAACAUGAGCAAACGCAGCCUUCGCCAGUUAGGAGCGGAGACCGGUCUGCCCUCAGUAUUCCCAAGGUGGAAGGACAGACCCCGGUUCGCAAACGGCCGUCGACAUCAGCCGGGGGGGAAGAUCAAAGUGUGCCUCAGCCUGCACAUAAGAGGAGGGGAGGCCCUCAGGAAGAGGGUGCGGGUUCCGCAAAGAAACAUAAGGCAAGGACCCCCCAAAUGACAGGGGGGAAAAGGAAGGGAGUUGAGGGGCAGGAGGGCACAUCGGGUCGGAAACGCCCAACGUCGGUGCAGAAACAACCUCAGCGAGGUGCUCUCGAGUCUAAGGGUCCCAUCGACGUGGACGCCGCGUACUUCCUGGAAUGGAAAGACAGUGUGCGGACGAAGCGAGAAUUCUUCAUUAGCCCGUCGCAGGUCGUCGACAUCGGCCAGCACAAUGCGGCCGCAACCAAGUCGCUGCUCGACACGGACGUCGCUUUGAGGUACAACUUCGACAGGUGGCCUGCACGUAUGGUUUACUUCUCGGACGAGGAGUUCGAUGGUUAUUUUUUGUUCAUCUCGGAGGACAACAUGAAGGACUUGAAGGCGCCUCCUAAAGAACGGAAACUAUCAAUGAAGGACAUUCGGUGGCUCUGGAAGGAAAAGGGUUUCCCAAAGGUUGAUAUGGGGAAGCCCAGCGGAAAACAAGCACAGUUUGUGCACGAGAAUUGGCCGGUUGCUGACUGGACACGUGCGUAUCCCUUCCUGAAGAAGCGGGAGUCAAUUUUGGCUGCGUUCGAGAAGCAAGGAAUGGAUGCCUCGUUGUGGGACGGGAGCAGGAAGCUCGUCGGUGACGCCUCGCUGUUCAAGGACUGCCCGCCAUUCAUGGGGUGCGAGGACGACAAAACGAUCAAGGCGACGAAAAAACUCGCCCAAAACAAGAAGUUGUCCGUCGACUGGAAGAACAAGGUCCUCUCAGUGCUUACGAGCAGUCGGGCGAAGAGCAUGGUGGUCGCACUUGCUGAAGGCGUGGUGCACGUUCUAUGGAAAGACUCGGGGGACGUGACAUCGAUUGCCCCGUUCAGCGUUGACCCUCUGGAGGCACAGUUGAGGGUCACGGAGCUGGAGAAAGCGGUUGGGACCACCAAAUGCCACACGUGCGUUCUCGAUCUGUGCGAGCCGGUGGACUUCAAACAGUGGACGCCGAAAGCUUUUGAGAGUUUAAAUUCCCUCCUAGAGCAAUUGUUUCCGUCACACUGGACGGUCGUCGCUUUCGUCCCUCGGCAAUGGGACUACGCCUUCAUGACCAGCCUGCGCCAUCUGCCCGUUGUGAAGGCAAUGGCAGGGAAGUGGAUUAGAAGGACGCAACAUAACAAAAGUUUCUUAGUGGGGAACAACUUGUACUCGGCUGACGACCGCAUGUACAUUCUCUUCAAAGGCGACGAUUUGCGGGAGAAUACAUGCGUCGUCUACGAUGCUAGGUUGUCGGCGGGUGACGCUGCGGCUAUCGGGGUGCAUCAGAAAGUGACCCUGACAGACAUAUCUGAGACUCCCUUCGACCCUUGUGAGUGGCCGUGGGCCAUGCUUGGAGUUGACAAGAAAGUUAACAAGAUAAACUCUGAGCGGAACCCCGCACAAUUGGCCCAUCUGCUAGAAUUUGUGUGCAAAAAGGGUGAGGGCGUCAUGUUCCUCGGCAAGCCGCACGCGCGAGUGGUGUGGGAGGUUUUGAAGAGCGACCGACACGUGGUCGCACUAGAAGGGAAUUCUGAGUUGUUGCAAUACAUGUUUGAGUCCCUCAAAAGUGAGGUCAACUCUGGAGCCAGCCGCGGCGAGUUCGUUUCGAGGACCGAGAAAUCAACACGCGUUCGGGAACCGUCUACGGACAUGUGGUUCAAGUUGAGCAAGCGGAAGAGGAAAAGGAUCUACGAGUUCCUCUUUUUGGAAACGCGGCCCAGGAGGGACAACGACGCUGAGUACAUGCGCCACAAGGAUCACAUGUUGGCAUUGCUGGACAAUUACCACGACGCCUCACGCAAGAACGCAAAGAACUUCCUCGACCAGCUGGAGUGUUUUUACUUCGUCGAGUCCGAGCAGGUGUUGAAGCUCGAGAGUUAUGGUCCCUUGAUCUCCACGGAGCAUGAGGCGGAGACAGGCGUUGUUUUCGACACCAAAACGCCGGAGGAGGACAGCGACAGCGAGGACAUCAACAUCGAUUACCAUCCUCGUCCGCUAUUUCAUGGCGUUGGCUCCUUGUCGGCCGGUCCCGCAACAAGCCAGGUCGCCCAGGCGUUGCCUGUGCUCACGAUCACCCCUGGUAAGACCCCGAGUAAGCUGGCGUCGAGAUUGACGCCUCGGGCUGCCCCCCCGUCUCCAUUGCGUCCCGGGAGCUCGAUUCCGCUGCAUCAUCCUUCUCGCAAGGAUGAUGCCGUUCACUUCGAAGGGCUCGACCACACUCGAUCGAGCGAGGCGGACUGGGGCCAUGACAUGAUAUGGCACCCGGGAACUAUCCAGCCGGCAAUCGAGAAGGGCGAGUGGAUUAUGGCACUCAUCAGCGACCAAGGGUUGUGGGACCCAUACCCACGCCACUCGAAGGUGGAGUACUUGGAACUCGCGAGGGUUUCGGUGCUUGACAAAGUGAGGUCUUCGAAUCCCAACUUUCAACCUGACGACCCUGCCAUCUUAGCCACUGCUGAACAUCUGUUUCAAGAACUUAAGGACAAGCAGUGGUUGGAACUCUCGGACGAGUUCUACAUCUUCGACCCGAGCCCUUCGAAGGGACGGGUGGACUGGAAGGAGGCCACGCCAAGUGAAGCCGGUGGUGGUCAGGGGGGGGGGAACGUUGCAGGAAAGCCGACUGUCGGGCUCCCUAAGGGACCUGCAUCGAAGUCCGCCGGAAUCCGGACUACAUGGAGUGAGGCACCAGGCGUAAGUGGAGAGGCCGCUGACCAUGAGGAGCCGAAGUCCGCCCGGAUCCGGACUUCUUCAGAAAGGGCGCCACAGGCGACGACUAUUAUGCCGAAGGGAGGGGGUACGCAUGUGGGGGUAGGAGAGCGGGCCGCGGGAUCCGACAUGGUUUUCGGAGAAUUACGUGAAUGUCGUGGGAGGAAUGGAGGGGAAAAAGGGGAAAAAGGGGGAAAAGGGGAAGAAGGGGAAGAAGGGGAAGAAGGGGAAGAAAGGGAAGAAGGGGAAGAAGGGGAGAAGGGGAAGAAGGGGAGAAGGGAGAGGAAGGGGGUGAAAAAGGGGAUAUCGACAUUGACGACGAACGGCUGGGCAUUGCGGAGGAUGCCGGUGCGGGCCACGACACCUAGAACAGGCUGGGGAGGAUUCAGUGCACUGGCCGCGCUUGGAAACUUGCGGGUUUUGAACGACAUUGGUCGAGGGGUGGUGCCACCUACCACUGUUCUCUCGACCCUUGGCCAUGGUCAGUUGCGAAUUGCAGCCAAAGAUUUUGUCACCCUCUCGCUUAUCAACGGCAGGGUGAAUGAUGAGGUGGUCAAUUUCUACAUGGCGCUAUUGGGGACGACCGCAUAGGCAAUACGUCACAUCCCAUCAGGCCUUCGAGUCUUCAGCUUUAACUCGUUCUUCUUCAGUAAACUGCAACUUCAAGG